Molecule: messenger RNA, 642 nt
Organism: Lasiosphaeria miniovina
Lineage: Eukaryota; Fungi; Ascomycota; Sordariomycetes; Sordariales; Lasiosphaeriaceae
Exons: 2
Coding region: 1-642 (213 amino acids)
Source: RefSeq, a predicted model, not a curated record
AUGUUGCUCACGUCGGCGCAGGUGUCAUUUGCCGUCUCUACCAGCGUCAUCCUCCUAUGCACCGCCGCCCUCUUCCUGAGCGGCUAUGUCAUCCAGCAGCGCACGCUCCGGGACCUGCGGGCAGCAAUCCGGCCGACGCCAAGAGUGUCGCCCAAGAUUUUCCUGCCGGACCGGUUCAAGCAGAGCACGACGGAGCUCGAGGACGGCACCGUGAUCGCCGUCGACGACCCGUACGACAGUCGCACCCGGCCGGCAGCCGCGGUAGAGGUCAAGCCCACGCCGCCACAGCAGCCGGACAGCGCCGCCCCUGAGCUGCGGCAGCAACCAAUAGACGCAAACACAGACACGGGCGAAACAGAUGCGUCGCAGCAAAAACUCCCGACAAAGACGGCGCCCGAGCACGACGCACACGCACAGAAGACGAAGACGAAGAAGAAGAAGACCAAACCCGCACGGAGCCGGUGGUGGCCGUAUAAGCAGAAGAAAGACGCAGCCGCCUCUGCCGACGAAGACAAGGACGCGGACGACAAAGACUCGCAGAAACCCAUCAGCCGUGCCGAGCGGCGGCGGCGCAUCCGAGCCGACAUCCAGAAGCUGUCGCAGGGCAGCCAGCGGGGGUACUACCAGCGGCGGCUGUAUUAG